CAUUGGUUUGGUUGGUUUGCUGAAGUGAAUGCAUGAUUCUGAUGGUUUUUGGGGAUCUCAAGUGUCAUCGUUGCUUUCAACUUCUUGCUGGCUUGCUAGCUAGAGCUGCUACACUCACAUAAAAGAAAAGAGAGAGAGAGAGAGUUUGAAAGGAAAGAGAGAACUAAGUAGUAUCAGUAAUAUCAGUAUCAUCAACCAUGUGGAGUUUGAAUCCAGCGUUCUACCUGCAACAUGCGUGGGCCAAAACGAAUUCCGGUUGGGGCAAGAUGUCCUUGGUUCUGUUCUAUUUGUUCAUUUGGCUUGGAAUUCUGAAAUGCCUCUACGGUCUGUUCGAUCCCACCAUGAUGGGACGCUUGACUUGCUUUAUGAAAUACACCAACAGUAACGACGACAUUUUCUUUUUCAUGAUGGCGCGUGGAUGCUUUCUGUACGGGUUGGCCUUUUUGGUUUACGCAGACAAGGGAGGCUUGCAUUCCUGGAAUGUGGGCUUUGUCACAGUAGUGGUGCUCCUUUGGAUUUGGAUAGCCGAAUGCACCUUUAGCAAAAUGGACAAAGCCCUCUACGACGAGUGCGUUGGAGGAAUGGGCAACUGGGUUUGGGUGUCCAUUGCUUGGGUACUCUUGACUUUUAUUGGUAUUGUGGUGGACGAGAAAAAGGCUGAUAAUGGGACUGAAGCAGAGCGAAGCAAUCUUGUGUGAAGCUACCUGUACCAAACCUGAUACCUGUGAGCUGAGGAAUUGAAUUGAAUUGAAUUGAAGCAAUUGAAUUGAGUGUGUUGUAAUGUAGGUACUGAGUAAAUGAAUGAUGAAUGAUUAUCUAUUUGAUAAUAACUGUGAUAUCGCACAAACCACAGUUCUUCACAAAAUGCAUGAAGACGGUGUACGUGCAGCAGAGAGUGGCUCUCUUCUCCGUCAACUCUUUCUCUCAUUACCUACAAGUAUCCGCUAGCUAGCUAGUGUCCAUGAAUUAAUUCACCUAUCAGCUAAGACCUUGUGUAUCACCUGUGAACUCAACACUGAGCUGCUA
Molecule: messenger RNA, 1026 nt
Organism: Seminavis robusta
Lineage: Eukaryota; Bacillariophyta; Bacillariophyceae; Naviculales; Naviculaceae
Source: the annotation of a GenBank genome assembly